Mercurialis annua (annual mercury) is the source of this 2436-nucleotide messenger RNA. RefSeq names its product PHD finger protein At1g33420-like. The coding region runs from base 80 to 2188 and encodes 702 amino acids. The record is from RefSeq and is a predicted model, not a curated record. Lineage: Eukaryota; Viridiplantae; Streptophyta; Magnoliopsida; Malpighiales; Euphorbiaceae. The transcript has 5 exons.
CCGUCUUCUUUUGUACUAAUAUAAAAACCUCGCUAAAACCUCUGUCUCUCCCUCUUCUGUAUAACCACAAACGACAGCAAUGGUAGUAAACGACAGGCCAUUGAAGAAACCAAAAAGAAACAGAGUCACCGCUAAUCUCUACGAUUUCUUCGCUUUCCCCGAGGCGGCGGUGGUGGUCUUGCAAGAGAAGCCGUUUCGUCACACCAUUCAAGAUUUUCUAUCCCGUUUCGCCCGCGUUUCUUCUUUCCCUCCACCGCCUCCGCUUUUUCCGUCCUUGCUUACUUGGCAGAUCGUGUUUAGGCUCGGUGAUCUUCUUGUCGACGAAGAUCCCGUGGUGGCUGUGCUGGAUAUUGUUGAAGAGGAUGUUACUACAACCACCAGCAUUACCAGAUCUGCUUACUGUAACCAGUGCCGAGUUGUUGGUUGGAGUGGGCAUCCAGUAUGCACAAAAAGGUACCAUUUUAUGAUUAGAGCUUCAACCAGCAACACCUGCAAGUGUUCAAAAUGCAGUAAUUUGGUGGAUUUAUCUGAUUCAAGAUGCAAGUGGUGUCAUGCUAGUGACGAUAUUGAAGAACGGGUUUACUCACAAUUUGAAGAUAGCUCCCAUUUAUUGCAUGCUGUUAUUCACUCCAAUGGCUUUGGCCACCUCCUUAGAGUUAAUGGAAAAGAAGGCGGUUCUACUACUCUCACCGGAUCUCAUAUCAUGCACUUUUGGGACAGGCUUUGUGCAAUACUCCGUGUCAGGAAGGUGUCAGUGAUGGAUGUAUCGAGAAAAUACGGAAUAGAGUAUCGAUUGCUUCAUGCAAUCACCAAAGGUCAUUCAUGGUAUGGUAAUUGGGGAUAUAAAUUUGAACGUGGAAGCUAUGCUCUCACAUCAGAAUCUUAUAAUAAAGCUGCACAGAUCCUAUCAAAUGUUUCCCUGGCCCCAAUUUUAUUUCAGAGGCGUAGAUCACGAACACGUUUACAGGCAAAUAUUUCUUUUUAUCAAUCCUUGUCAGACUCGGAGCUUCUAACUUUAAAGGACCUUUCUUCCUUCAUGUUGACCUUGAUCCACAAGGGCAAUGAUUCAUCAUUUCAUAAAGAAACAGGAAAGAACACAAGAUCUAGCACAAAAAAUAUAUUGUGUGCAUGGACGAGGAAUGAUGUUGAAUGUGUUCAACAAGCUAUGCUCAAGGUGCUGGUGACAGCUUCUGGUGAUAACAAGUGGGUGUCUAGGCAUACUCUGAAAGGUGUCAUGUGUAAGAAAGCAUCUCCAGAGCUUCUUGAUUAUUGCCUCAAACACAUGGGUGGGAAAUUGGCAGCCAAUAGUAUGGUGGUUCAGGCGCGAUGCAAUCCUAAUUCAUAUGAUGCUGAAUACAGGCUUACACCACUAAGUUUUAUGCAUUAUGGAGACGGGUUGGACAAAAUGGAUCCCUCAAAAGAGGAUAUCAAGUGUGAUCUGAAAUUUCUACUUGAUUCCUUGCUCGACCCUGAAACUACACUAAACUAUGGACCCAAUCUAACAAGAGAAAGUGUGAUUGAUGCUGCGAGAAAGCUUCUCGACUGCAAACAAUUUGUGAAGGAUUACAGACCUAAUGAAACGAUAGUAGAUCCAAAUGCCAUUCAUAUCACGUGUCAUGUGGAGCUGUCAGAUCAACCUAAAGACGACCCAGCCAUACCGCCGGAAUUAGUUAUCCUACCAGAAAACUCUACUGUGGCCGACCUCAAGAUUGAGGUAUCCAAAGCUUUUCAAGAAGUAUACGCCAUGUUUAAAAUGUUUGAAGCUCAUGAUCUCUAUGAAUUUGGCUCUCUGGAGGAUUCAUAUACCGUCAAAUUUCUUGUUGGAACAAGUGGGUCCGUUAAAAUUAAAGGAACAUGCCCAUUGAAGCAAGCUCUUGGCCACUUUAGAAUGGAACGGGGAACAGAGAGGUGGACGGUUGAUUGUACGUGUGGGGCGAAGGAUGACGAUGGUGAAAAAAUGCUAUGCUGUGAUAGCUGUGGUAUUUGGCAGCACACUAGGUGCGCUGGGAUUGAUAAUUCAGAUAAAGUUCCGUCAAUGUUUCUGUGCUUGAGAUGCAUGAAUGCUUGCCGCAAGGAAUGUGAAAGGAUUGCCAAUAUUAAGGAGGUACCUUUUAUAUCUCGAACAUCAACAUGCAGGGACGAGGUGACACAAAGUGACAGUGUUAGAGUAGCAUUUGGUGUUCCGUAGGAUGUAUAUAAUAUAGUUGUAAAUCUGCAGGCUUUUUGUUUUUGCUCGUUUGGGGUGGUUAUUGGGGAAGAUUUUUGGGUAUCUCUUUUAAGCCAUAUUUUUUUGUCCCCUUGAGAAAUGUAGCAAUAGUUUGGUACUUAGAGCUGUUUUGUGCUGUAUAGUUUUUGAUCAGCUUAUGUAUGCAAAUUACCUGUUAAGCUUUUAGUGUGACUGAGCCAUCCGAGUUGGAUUUUGAGUUCGAAUGCUAA